CCGGUGAGCGCGCCCAGGAGGGCCCCCCACCCCCCACCCCAAGAGGAACGCCGAGCCGCAGCCGCCGAGGAAACGUGAAGUUUGUGCGGCUCAACAUGACGCAAAAAUUCUUGAAGAGCUCUUUGGCGGCGGCUAUCUAGAGAUCAGACCAUGUGAGGGGCCGGGAGUACAAAUACGGCGGCUCGGGCGCAGCGCCGGCACAGGCAGCGGCCGCCCCGGGUGCCUCGAGGGCGCGAGGGUCCCCCGCGUCGGCGAGCCCUGGGACCAGCCUCCCCGCGGACUGCCGGCAGAUUUUGGCUUUUACCGUGAGCACCAUGAAGGCAGGACCGUGCCUGCCUCACCUCCAAGAUUCCAGCACAGAGCAGCCACACCGCGCAUCACUGACGAAUUAGGGUUGAUCUGUGGCAGAGGGCCAGGCUUGGUGUUUACCAUGUUCGUUGGUGCCUGAGCUCCGUAAUUCCUAUCAACCUUGAGCUCUCAAUCCCACUGACAUAAAGCUCUGAAGACCCCCACAGACCGUGCACCAAGAAUUCCGUUCAGGUCCUCGCGGAUGGGCGUCAGCGUAGUCUACUAGACAGCAGAAUGGAGACCACGCCCUUAAAUUCCCAGAAGGAGCUGUCAGUGUGUAAGGACGGAGAAGACUGUCAGGAAAAUGGACUUCUACGGAAGGGUGUUCCCGCCUCUGGGGAUAAGGUGGAGUCCGGCCAGAUCUCCAACGGGUACUCAGCAGUUCCGAGCCCCGGUGCAGGAGAUGACACUCCGCACUCCAUCCCGGCUGCCACCACCGCCCUAGUGGCUGAGGUUCACUCGGGGGAACGGGAGACCUGGGGCAAGAAGAUGGAUUUCCUCCUGUCAGUCAUUGGCUAUGCUGUGGACCUGGGCAACGUCUGGCGCUUUCCCUACAUCUGUUACCAGAAUGGAGGGGGAGCGUUCCUCCUCCCUUACACCAUCAUGGCCAUUUUUGGGGGGAUCCCGCUCUUCUACAUGGAGCUCGCGCUGGGUCAGUACCACCGAAACGGAUGCAUUUCAAUAUGGAGGAAAAUCUGCCCGAUUUUCAAAGGGAUCGGUUACGCCAUCUGCAUUAUUGCCUUUUACAUCGCCUCCUACUACAACACCAUCAUGGCCUGGGCGCUCUACUACCUCAUCUCCUCCUUCACCGACCAGCUGCCCUGGACCAGCUGCAAGAACUCCUGGAACACCGGCAACUGCACCAACUACUUCUCGGGGGACAACGUCACCUGGACGCUCCACUCCACGUCCCCCGCGGAGGAAUUCUACACGCGCCACGUCCUGCAGAUCCACCGGUCUAAGGGGCUGCAGGACCUGGGGGGCGUCAGCUGGCAGCUUGCCCUCUGCAUCAUGCUCAUCUUCACUAUUAUCUACUUUAGCAUCUGGAAAGGCGUCAAAACAUCUGGAAAGGUGGUGUGGGUGACAGCCACCUUCCCUUACAUCAUCCUUUUGGUCCUGCUGGUGAGGGGGGCCACCCUCCCCGGAGCCUGGAGAGGUGUUCUCUUCUACCUGAAACCCAACUGGCAGAAACUCCUGGAGACAGGGGUGUGGGUGGAUGCUGCCGCUCAGAUCUUCUUCUCUCUUGGUCCUGGCUUUGGGGUCUUACUGGCUUUUGCGAGCUACAACAAAUUCAACAACAACUGUUACCAGGACGCCCUGGUGACCAGCCUGGUGAACUGCAUGACGAGCUUCGUUUCGGGAUUUGUCAUUUUCACGGUGCUUGGCUACAUGGCUGAGAUGCGGAAGGAAGACGUGUCCGAGGUGGCCAAAGACGCAGGCCCCAGUCUCCUCUUCAUCACAUACGCAGAAGCCAUCGCCAACAUGCCGGCGUCCACCUUCUUUGCCAUCAUCUUCUUCUUGAUGUUGAUCACACUGGGCUUGGAUAGCACGUUUGCAGGCUUGGAGGGGGUGAUCACGGCGGUGCUGGAUGAGUUUCCGCACAUCUGGUCCAAGCGCCGGGAGUUGUUGGUGCUCGGUGUGGUCGUGACCUGCUUCUUCGGGUCCCUGUUCACCCUGACGUUUGGCGGGGCCUACGUGGUGAAGCUGCUGGAGGAGUACGCCACGGGGCCCGCCGUGCUCACCGUGGCCCUGAUAGAAGCCAUGGCCGUGUUCUGGUUCUACGGCAUCACCCAGUUCUGCAGCGACGUGAAGGAGAUGCUGGGCUUCAGCCCCGGAUGGUUUUGGAGGAUCUGCUGGGUGGCCAUCAGCCCUCUGUUUCUCCUGUUCAUCAUUUGCAGCUUUUUGAUGAGCCCGCCACAGCUGCGACUUUUCCAGUAUACUUAUCCUCACUGGAGCAUCGUCCUCGGUUACUGCAUAGGGACCUCGUCUUUCAUCUGCAUCCCCACCUACAUAACCUACCGGCUGAUCAUCACUCCAGGGACACUGAAGGAGCGUAUUAUUAAAAGUAUCACUCCAGAAACACCAACAGAAAUUCCCUGUGGGGACAUCCGCCUGAAUGCCGUGUAAAACGCUUCAACGAGAGGAGGGCGAGUGGCUUCCCCACCACCUCUUCCUCCAGCUCUGACGAGUUGCGCCGUCUUCUCCCUCCAAGUGAAUGAGUUUCCAGCUAAGCCUGACAAUGGAAGGGCCUUCUUCAGAGAGACACAGUCUCCAAAGACUAUGGUGCCCAGACUCUCAUGGCCUCCAGCUACUUCUUCCUGUGACAUCUCCUGGACAUGUGACCAUGUUAGACUCUGUGAGGCAGCCGAACUGGACGAUUUUGGAUGCGUGAGGGUGUGUAUGGAGGUGAUGAAAACCACCAUGUAAUCAGUUAGGACUAGGUUUAGAAUCAAGUCUGUGAACGUCUACUGUAUCACUUCUCGUUAUGAUCCUUGGUGUCUGACAUCUGUUUGCUUCUGAAGUCCUCAUUGUUCAUGGAUGCAUACGCCAUUUACUGCUAGGCAUUUAUUUUCUGAGUAGCAUAGACUUUCAUAGCUGGAUCUACUAGACCCCUGUAACCCAUGUGCUGCUGUGGAGUCAGGAGAGGAAAAUAUAAGAAACUAAACUGAAAAAUAAUGUGA
Myotis lucifugus (little brown bat) is the source of this 3029-nucleotide messenger RNA. RefSeq names its product solute carrier family 6 member 4 (gene SLC6A4). Gene Ontology annotation, molecular function: serotonin:sodium:chloride symporter activity; serotonin binding. Gene Ontology annotation, biological process: serotonin uptake; sodium ion transmembrane transport. Bases 583 to 2475 code for a protein of 630 amino acids. Lineage: Eukaryota; Metazoa; Chordata; Mammalia; Chiroptera; Vespertilionidae. The transcript has 15 exons. Gene Ontology annotation, cellular component: neuron projection; plasma membrane. The record is from RefSeq and is a predicted model, not a curated record.